This is a messenger RNA of Rhopalosiphum padi (bird cherry-oat aphid), 1096 nucleotides long. Its product is annotated as acidic phospholipase A2 PA4-like. The transcript is spliced from 6 exons. The record is from RefSeq and is a predicted model, not a curated record. NCBI's taxonomy places the organism in Eukaryota, Metazoa, Arthropoda, Insecta, Hemiptera, Aphididae. Gene Ontology annotation, biological process: arachidonate secretion; phospholipid metabolic process. Bases 325 to 1038 code for a protein of 237 amino acids.
GCAAUAAGCAGUUUAGUUUAGGUGUCCGAAAGCAUCGUGUACAGAAAUUUCGAUGAGGUGCAUAUAAACUCAUCACAAUUCAAAGAGGGCCAAUUUUAUUUAAGAUAUACCAAACUAUAAUAGCUUAAUACGCUAUACUAGAAGGUUUAUAAAAAUUUUUUUCUGUUAAAACUUUAUAUUAAAUUAAAGAGAUUUUAAUAAAUAGUGUGUGUGUAUUUUUUUCGUGUUCAACAUACGAUUAAAUUAUAGCUCAAGUGUUUUGAUAAUUCAAAAUAAAUUUAAUUGUAAAAAAAUGAAAAUAGUACAAAUGCAUUUCUUAGAGUAAUGAAGAUUAAAUUAAUUCUCAUACUGUUAUUUUUUGCUGCAAUGUCGGCAAACUGCAGUGGGACAUUGAUUAUAGUUGAUAAAUUACGAAAAAAAGCAUUGGAAAUUACACUCAAAAGUCCAAUUUGCCGUAUUUAUAAUAACAGGAAUGACAUACAAGUACUUUUGAAAACAAAUCCUUUAUUUGUUUAUGAAUCAAUGUAUGUUGAAUCAGUAGAGUUGUUCUAUAAAAUAUGCAAAGGUACACAACGAGGCCCGUGUCAAAAUAUUGAGUUCAUAUAUCCAGGAACAAAAUGGUGUGGGCCAGGUAAUAUUGCUAAAAAUUAUUCAGAUCUGGGAGUUUAUCGUGAUGAAGAUAUUUGUUGUCGAGAACAUGAUCAUUGUACCAGAACUUUAGAAACUGGUCAAUGUUAUUUUAAUCUUUGUAAUACUUCUCCUUAUACUAGAUCUCAUUGUGAAUGCGAUGGAAAAUUUCAGCAAUGUUUAAACAAAGUCAAUACAUCCACUGCUCACACAUUGGGUGUCAUAUUUUUUAAUAUAGUAAAAGUGAUGUGCUUUAAAGAAGAAUGUCUGUUUGGGGGAUGUAUCCAAAAGUUUGAAAUAAUACCAAAUUAUCAUCAACAAGGUAGAAGUAUGGAUAUCCUGACCACAGAUCAUCUAUUCAAUAUUUUUACAAAAAUUGUAACGGAUUUUGUGCGUUAUGCAUUAAAAUGAAUGUAUACUUAUUUAAUUUUUAAACGAUUUAAUACGCUGGUCAUUGACUAUAUCAUUA